Messenger RNA from Rhopalosiphum maidis (corn leaf aphid), 973 nucleotides. RefSeq lists its product as uncharacterized. Bases 224 to 973 code for a protein of 249 amino acids. The transcript has 7 exons. The record is from RefSeq and is a predicted model, not a curated record. Lineage: Eukaryota; Metazoa; Arthropoda; Insecta; Hemiptera; Aphididae.
CUAAAUAGUUUACUGUAUUACAGUUUUUAAUAGUAGUUUAGAAAUUGUUUUUUUGAAAAUAUGGUCAAUAUUUUAUUUGGUGGAAAAUGAAAAGAUACACUGCUUGGUGGAAAUGUGUUAUGCUCAUUCACAAUUUAAGCGGAGCGAUAAAUGUUAUGAUUUUACAAUGACUGCGUGUUUAUGUAUACGACUUACGUAGAAAAUGGGAUUUUAAACUUCAAAGAUGUUAACGAUGGGAGUCGAUAGAAAAAUGGAUUUUCUAUUGAAGUGUUAUGAAGAAAUAAAGGAUACUCUUGAGUUAGUCAAUAAAAAUAAUGACAAAGUUACCGUCAAAUAUAUGAAAAAUGUUACUAGAUAUGAAAAUACAUUAAAAGAACUUAAAGAAGAAAUGUUCAACAGUAAUAAAGUACCGUUUGAUAAACUACUACCCUUGGAUCUAGAUGAUGACUUUUUGGGGUUCGAUUCAGUUUCAGUAGUAGUAUCAAAAUCUGAAAUGCAAAUAGAUCCUCAAUAUGAAUCAUAUGGAAGUCUUUAUCAUAAAAUACAAAAAGAUUCUAUUGACUUCCACAACACUAUUACUUCUUUAUUUGAUAAAAUGAAACAGACAAAUGUGGCAAUUGAAACAGAAAUAGAUUAUUUAAAGUCAGUUACGAGUCAAACAAUUGAAACAGUCGAAGUAAUAAAAAAACUAUUGAAUAGAAUUUUGCGAAAUGAUCAAGAAGCCAUACAAGAAUUGAUUCAAAAACGAUGUAUUUUGGGGCGAAUCAAACUGGAUAGUUCUUGUCAUCUGGCUAUAUUAAAGUUAGAGUUGAAGUCACUGGGAAAUCGUGAAAAAAUCAAAAUACCUACUUACACAUACAAUAACUAUUCUUCUUGGUAUUUGAAAAAACUUAACGUUCAACGUUUAUAUCGUAUAUGGAGCAAUAUGAUCAUCAAGACUAUCAAUAUGCCCAUAGACAAAACCAACAACUAA